Molecule: messenger RNA, 2198 nt
Organism: Phyllostomus hastatus (greater spear-nosed bat)
Lineage: Eukaryota; Metazoa; Chordata; Mammalia; Chiroptera; Phyllostomidae
Gene: GUSB
Product: glucuronidase beta
Exons: 12
Coding region: 52-2028 (658 amino acids)
Biological process (GO): glucuronoside catabolic process; carbohydrate metabolic process
Molecular function (GO): carbohydrate binding; beta-glucuronidase activity; signaling receptor binding
Source: RefSeq, a predicted model, not a curated record
CCCUCUCGACUUCUAGGCGUCCCCGCAGCUGUUAGUCGGCGCGCGGAAACCAUGGUUGGAGGGUUGGCGGGGACCUGGGCUGUGUUUGGCCCGCUUCUUUGGGGCUGCGGGCUGGCGCUGCAGGGCGGCAUGCUGUACCCCCGGGAGAGCGCGUCGCGGGAGCGCAAGGAGCUCAACGGCCUCUGGAGCUUCCGCGCCGACUUCUCCGACAAUCGGCGCCAGGGCUUCGAGCAGCAGUGGUACCGCGCGCCGCUGCGGGAGUGGGGUCCUACCCUGGACAUGCCUGUUCCCUCCAGCUUCAAUGACAUGGUCCAGGAUGAGCGGCUGCGCAGAUUUAUCGGCUGGGUGUGGUAUGAACGGGAGACGAUCCUACCCCAGCGAUGGACCCAGGACCUGGGCACAAGAGUGGUGCUGAGAAUUGGCAGCGCCCACUACUAUGCCAUUGUGUGGGUGAAUGGGGUCCAUGUGGCAGAGCACGAGGGGGGCCACCUUCCGUUCGAGGCGGACAUCAGCAAGCUGGUCCAGAGUGGGCCCCUGUCCUCCUGCCGCAUUACCAUCGCCAUCAACAACACGCUCACCCCCCACACCCUGCCACCAGGGAACAUCAUCUACAAGACGGAUACUUCCAAGUACCCCAAGGGUUACUUUGUCCAGAACACAAACUUUGACUUCUUCAACUAUGCUGGACUUCACCGGCCCGUGCUCCUCUACACGACGCCCACCACCUACAUUGAUGACAUCACCAUCACCACCAACGUGGACCAAGACACUGGGCUGGUGUACUACCAGAUUUUCAUCCAGGGCAGUGACCACUUCCAGCUAGAAGUGUAUCUUCUGGAUAAGAAUGGCAAAGUCGUAGCCCAGGGGACUGGGGGACAGGGCCAGCUGCGGGUGCCCAGUGCCCACCUCUGGUGGCCGUACAUGAUGCAUGAACACCCUGCCUACCUGUACUCGUUGGAGGUAAAGCUGACUGCACAGACGGCAGCUGGGCCUGUGUCUGACUUCUACACUCUCCCCGUGGGGAUUCGCACUGUAGCUGUCACAAAGAACCAGUUCCUCAUUAAUGGGAAACCUUUCUAUUUCCAUGGGGUCAACAAACAUGAGGAUGCAGACAUCCGAGGGAAGGGCUUUGACUGGCCACUGCUGGUGAAGGACUUCAACCUGCUUCUGUGGCUUGGUGCCAACGCCUUCCGUACCAGCCACUACCCCUAUGCGGAGGAGGUGAUGCAGCUCUGUGACCAGUACGGGAUCGUGGUCAUCGAUGAGAGCCCUGGCGUGGGCAUCGCGCUGGUCCAAAGCUACAGCAAUGUGUCUCUGCAGCACCACCUGGAGGUGAUGGAGGAGCUGGUACGCAGGGACAAGAAUCACCCAGCUGUUGUCAUGUGGUCUGUGGCCAAUGAGCCCACUUCCUUCCUGCAACCUGCAGGUUACUACUUCAAGACGCUGAUCACCCACACAAAAGCCUUGGAUCCCACCCGGCCCGUGACCUUUGUGACCAACGCCAACUAUGAAGCAGACCUGGGGGCACCAUACGUGGAUGUCAUCUGUGUGAAUAGUUACUACUCCUGGUAUCAUGACUACGGGCACCUGGAGGUGAUUCCGCUGCAGCUGGCCACCCAGUUUGAGGACUGGUAUAAGACCUAUCAGAAGCCAAUUAUUCAGAGCGAGUAUGGGGCAGACUCUAUUGCAGCAUUUCACCACGACCCGCCGUUGAUGUUCAGUGAAGAGUACCAGAAAAGUCUGCUGAAGCAGUAUCAUUUGGUUCUGGAUGAAAAACGCAAAGAAUAUGUGGUUGGAGAGCUUAUCUGGAACUUUGCUGAUUUUAUGACAGACCAGUCACCACAGAGAGUAUUAGGAAAUAAAAAGGGGAUCUUCACUCGCCAGAGACAACCAAAAAGUACAGCAUUCCUUUUGCGAGAGAGGUACUGGAAACUUGCCAAUGAAACUAGGUACCAGCCGUGGGCUGCGAAGUCACUGUGUGAGAAAGGGCCCGUUUACUCAGUAAAGCAAGAACUACCUCUUCACUGACACCAGCUGCCGGCCCAUCCUUCCCAAGUGCGGCCGACGGUCUACAGCAAACAGAGUGCCUCCUGGACUGUGGGUGACAGACCAGGAAGUUUCUGGUCUGGAUUUUGUAGUAAUUUGCUAGAAGGGAACAUUAGAGGUAAAAAUAAAGGCUUUUGCAGUAUGAGAACUAA